AGUGUAUAUAAGGCUCAUGUGCAUGUUACUAGCCAUUCACUACCUUGUUGCUUCACUAAGUUCACCUCCUUCUAGAAAACACGAGCUGCAAUGCGUCACCUCCUCCUGCUAGGACUCUUCGCGGUCAACCUCCUCCUGUUCGCCGAGUCCUUCAUCCUUCCUCCUGGCUACGCUCCUCCGGUCUUCCCUUUGCUUCCUCUGCCACACCUCCCGCUGCUGGGUGUUGUGAACGAAGGCGGGCUGAUGCCUCUUCUGGUGUCUACGUUGAUGGCGAUGCACGCCGGCACCAUCAUAGCCCUCUUCGUCACCGGAGGCUACCGCAGGAAAAGGUCGGCCUCGGAGGACUUUACGGAUCCCGUGUACCUCAUCAUGACCGCCGUCAGCCGUCUGGACACUCACGGCUGCAUCCUGAAGUUGCUGUGCCAGUUGAGAGCCGACUCUCCCGACAACCUUUCUGCAGAAGAGCGGAUUAUCGUUGAAAUCUUCGCCGAUCACCUCGAUCUCUUCGCCAAGAACGGGGCCGGCGAGUCCUCUGCCCUCGGUGAGGACGGUCAUGUGCAGGGCCAGGAUGUGUGCGCCUCUUCUGAUGAUCGCUGUCCGGUUGCAGGAGAUCUACUGAGGAGUCUGUCGCGGCAGGUCUGGGGAAGCAGCUUCUUCUAAGCCAAGACCAUCAACAGACGAUCAAAUAAUGCUGGUUCUGAUGUAUUUAAAGUGUGAGGAUGUUCGUGACAGUUCAUUUUUAUUCCUGUCCAGUGAUGCGUGUUUAUCCAUACAUUAGGCCGUACCCCCCAUUAUAAGGAUGGUUUCUAGACAAGGCCCCUCUCAUUUCUCCCUCAUCUCUCCUUUCCAUCAAACGUUCAUCCCAACUCCUACAGACCCACAUGUAGACUGUUUGCACGCCCGGGUAUGAUGAAACCAAAAGGGGACAUGAAAUCAUUUUUUAAAGUUAUUUACAUGGAUAUAUAGAUAUUGCACUUCUUUCAUCCCAUCUGUAUAUAUUAACCCCUGCCAUGGAUCUCAGUCACACAGGGAGUUUAUUUAUAUAGUUUAAGCUUUAACAUCCCUCACACUGAACACGAAUAAAUUAUUUUUGAUAAUGCUAAAACUGCAACAAAACUAUAGUAUAUUUCGUUUGUCUGUUGUUGAUUUAUAUAUGUUUAUGAUAUUUACCUGUUGUUUGUUGUUGCUGUAUAUAUUUUUGUUGUUAUUUAGUUGUUAUGUUUAUUUAUUUGUAAGUCUAGAGUGUGGAAAGUUUAUAUCUAAACUCUCUCUCUCUCUCUCUCU
Molecule: messenger RNA, 1284 nt
Organism: Penaeus chinensis
Lineage: Eukaryota; Metazoa; Arthropoda; Malacostraca; Decapoda; Penaeidae
Exons: 3
Coding region: 91-660 (189 amino acids)
Source: RefSeq, a predicted model, not a curated record